CAGCGCUGGAAGAUGGCGGCAUCGGCGGCGGCGGCGGCAGCGGCGGCGGCGGCUGCUGCGGCGGUGGCGGCAGCCGAGCAGCCAAGUUCCAAUGGUCCUGUAAAGAAGUCCAUGCGUGAGAAGGCUGUUGAAAGAAGGAAUGUCAAUAAAGAGCACAACAGUAACUUUAAAGCCGGGUAUAUUCCAAUUGAUGAAGAUCGCCUGCAUAAAACGGGGCUGAGAGGGAGAAAGGGCAGCUUAGCCAUCUGUGUGAUUAUCCUCCUGUUUAUUCUGGCUGUCAUCAAUUUAAUUGUAACACUUGUUAUCUGGGCUGUGAUUCGCAUUGGACCAAAUGGCUGUGACAGCAUGGAGUUUCAUGAAAGUGGUCUGCUUCGAUUUAAACAAGUAUCUGACAUGGGAGUUAUACAUCCUCUUUAUAAGAGCACAGUAGGAGGAAGGCAAAAUGAAAAUUUAGUCAUCACUGGCAACAACCAGCCUAUUGUUUUUCAGCAAGGGACAACAAAGCUCAGUGUAGAGAAGAACAAAACUUCUAUUAUAAGUGACAUUGGUGUGCAGUUUUUCGACCCAAGGACUCAAAAUAUCUUAUUCAGCACAGACUAUGAAACUCAUGAGUUUCGUUUGCCAAGUGGAGUGAAAAGUUUGAAUGUUCAAAAAGCAUCUACUGAAAGGAUUACCAGCAAUGCUACUAGUGAUUUAAAUAUAAAAGUUGAUGGACGUGCUAUUGUGCGUGGAAAUGAAGGAGUAUUCAUUAUGGGCAAAACCAUUGAAUUUCACAUGGGUGGUAAUAUGGAGUUAAAGGCUGAAAACAGCAUCAUCCUGAAUGGAACUGUGGUGGUCAGCACAACUCGCCUCCCUAGUUCCUCCAGUGGAGACCAGUUUGGGGGCGGUGACUGGGUACGCUACAAGCUCUGUAUGUGCGCUGACGGAACCCUCUUCAAAGUACAGGUGACGGGCCAGAACAUGGGCUGCCAGACCUCAGACAACCCCUGUGGAGACACUCAUUAGAAGAACCCGAGAGGGCGUCAGUAGGUUCAUAUCGUGACUUGACUUUUUUUUUUUCAGAGUAGGCAUGCAAAUCAUGUUUUUACAGAGUUUGUGAUAACUCGUAAUUAUUUUACCUGCAGAGCACUACUGUAUCUAUUAUAUAGUCUCCAUGUUUAAAAUAGUCUCAGAGAGCCUAAAUUCUAAUACAUUUCAUUAAGUUGCACUGAUCUUCAAUUUACAGUUCUCUAAAACAAGAGAAGUGAAUACAAUCAAUAUUAAUCUUUAAAGAAGUGUUUUUAAAAUGCCACUGUUCCUUGUCUAAAGGCUAAAGGGCUGAAGCAACUGUUCAGACUCACUAUAAGUAAGCUUUUGGUAACUAAUGGGGAUAGACCCACUUAAGAUGUUUAAAGGUACACCAUCAGUAAAUGUUACAUGCUCUGUCUUUUGGCUUCUAAGAGGAAAGACAGAUUUUUAGUGCAUUGACCUUCAGCCAUAUUCUCACAUGCAAGUGAGGUCAUUAAAGAACUUCGCAUAUGGGAGUUAGUAAGAAACUAUGGUUCCUUAGUUUUGCACUAGGAAGAAAAUACUCUAAUAGAAUGUAUACUCAUUAAAUAUUGAUAAAUAUUGUGCUCGCAAUGUGGUAGAAGUUAAAGCACCAUCUCAGCUUUAACUGUUAGAUGAUGAUAGCUGUCAUGUAUUGAGCAUCUUACAGUGCUAGGCAUUGUCCUAGGCAUUGCACAUGGAAUGUCUCUGAUUCUCACCACAACUCUAUAAGCAGGUGUUGUUCUCCCAGUUUACCCGUUAGGAAACUGAGGUUCAGAGAAGUUAAGAAACUUGCCUAAUGUUACAGAGGAAAUAGCAGAGUUGGGAUUGGAAUUCGGGUGUGAUUCAAACCUAGAUGGACCUGUUUCUAAAUACCGCAUUCUUUUCACUAUCUGCGCUGGAGUUUUAAUUAUUUAAAACUCUGCAAAGAUGAACAAGGACUAAUUCAGACUUACCUAGGCAGAUAAGAAUCAAACAAAACAGGUAUGCUUACUCUAAUUAAAAGAAAAUAAAUCAACCUCAGUCAAAAAACUGACCAAUCACUGUCAGAUUUUAAAUUUUCUUAAGCCAAUUCCAAAAUAUACUAUAGAGAGAUCAAAUUGGCCUAGUUGUGGGUUACCCCUGUUUCCCAACUUGGGUACCUGAAUGGGUAAAAGGGUUGCCAAGAUAUGUAUACCCUCAGCGCUCGGGGCAGCACAGUGGGAAAUGAGGAGGCCAUGCCCCAGACGAGUCCUGCUGGCCCAGGAUGGCUGGUGGAUUUACCCCAGCAAGCCAGACGAAUAUUACCCUUUUUAAUAUGUGCCAUACCUUGAAAAAAGUCAGGAAGCACUGGACGAAAGGGUACUAAUGCAGGAAAUAAUAUAAGUAAUUUUUACGUAAGUAUAAGAUUGAUCUCUGCUCCUAACAUCACCACCCGUUAUAAUGUAUUACAACCCUCAAGCCAGUUGAUUUUUUUUUUUUUGAUUUUUAAACUUGAAAUUUAUUGGCACAAUUUUUUUAUUGUCUACAUGUUACUGCUUUAUUUUUUUAUUUUUUUUUAAACAUCUUUAUUGAAGUAUAAUUGCUUUACAAUGGUGUGUUAGUUUCUGCUCCACAACAAAGUGAAUCAGUUAUACAUAUACAUAUGUUCCCAUAUCUCUUCCCUCUUGCAUCUCCCUCCCUCCCACCCUCCCUAUCCCACCCCUCUAGGUGGUCACAAAACACCGAGCUGAUCUCCUUGUGCUAUGUAAGCCAGUUGAUUUUUAAGGUGUUUUAUAGUUGACUUGAAAGGAACUCUCUGGUAUUAUUAGGAUACACACAACAUCAGGAAGAGAGACCUCAAAGUAGUGUGCUGUAAAAUAGGCAGAAGAGAUAAAUCAUAGGCCCCGUUCUGCAUUCAAGUAUAAUAUUCUGUCCUUGCCAGUUUGAACUAUAUAGAUAAGAAAAUCAAUACAAAAAAAAAUUUGCAUUCAAUAUUGUCACAGUUCUCUCUGAUAGAAAAACCAAAUACUUUAGAGAUUAUGAAUAGUCAUUAAAGUAUACUAAAGUAGAGAUUGACUUACUACCCACUACUGAGUGAAGUUUUUUUUUAAGUGAAGAGAAAAGGAGAGAGAGUGAAAUUUAUGACCUCUGGGUGUUAUUUGUUGUCGUGAUAUUCAGAACCCAUAUGAAUAUAUUCAGUAUCAUUUAAUAUCUGAAUAAUGUUCAGAAAAAAUCCAUUGGAAUAUUC
Messenger RNA from Eubalaena glacialis (North Atlantic right whale), 3235 nucleotides. It is a transcript of the gene SGCB, whose product is annotated as sarcoglycan beta. The transcript is spliced from 6 exons. The coding region runs from base 13 to 1005 and encodes 330 amino acids. Lineage: Eukaryota; Metazoa; Chordata; Mammalia; Artiodactyla; Balaenidae. The record is from RefSeq and is a predicted model, not a curated record. Gene Ontology annotation, cellular component: sarcoglycan complex; sarcolemma. Gene Ontology annotation, biological process: muscle organ development.